AUGUCACGAGAGAAGCGACCAGCCACCGACGCCUUUGGUACGAGCCAACUGGUGAAGCGCGCAAAGUCGGACGCGAAUCUUGGUGGAAGCACCGCUGUUGCGAUAUCAAGCGCCACUGGACAGAAUGGGGCAAUGAUACAAGCGGGCCCGGCCACUGCGCUGCAGUCGCCAGUCAUGGAAUUGAGUGGUCAUUCCGGAGAAGUCUUUGCUGCACGUUUCGACCCGACCGGACAGUACAUUGCCUCUGGUUCAAUGGAUCGGUCCAUAUUACUAUGGAACAGCUCUGGUACCUGCGAAAACUAUGGCAUCCUCGCGGGACACAAGCAGGCAGUCCUCGAUCUUCACUGGUCGCGCGACUCCAAAGUGCUCUUUUCUGCCUCUGCGGACAUGCACCUAGCCAGCUGGGAUGUGUACACUGGUGAGCGAAUAAGACGACACCCUGGACAUGAGGAAGUGAUCAAUUGCAUGGACGUCAGCAAGCGCGGUGAGGAGAUGCUAGUGAGCGGAUCCGACGAUGGCUACAUUGGAAUCUGGGACACACGAACAAAAGACGCCGUCACUUUCAUCCCCACCGAUUUCCCAAUAACAGCAAUAUGCUUGGCAGAAGCUGGCAACGAGCUGUUCACAGGAGGCAUCGACAACGACAUCAAGGUGUGGGACUUGCGAAAGCAGGCCGUGACGUACUCGCUGCUCGGCCACACAGACACAGUGGCCUCGCUACAACUGUCCCCCGACAAUCAAACUCUUCUAUCCAACUCGCAUGACUCGAGUGUCAAGACAUGGGACGUAAGGCCAUUUGCGCCCGCAGACCGACAUCUGAUGACCUAUGACGGGGCGCCCACUGGCCAAGAACGAAAUUUGCUGAAAGCGAGUUGGGACUCGAAGGGUGAGAGGAUUGCGGCAGGCAGUGGAGAUCAAACGGUAGCCAUCUGGGAGGUACGGACGGGUAAGCUGAUUAGCAAGCUCCCUGGUCACAAGGGCGCCGUCAAUGAUGUUCGCUUCCACCCUCUUGGUCAUCCUAUCUUGGCCACAGCAUCGUCGGAUCGCACGAUCGUUGUUGGCGAGCUUGGCAAGUGA
This is a messenger RNA of Plenodomus lingam JN3, 1077 nucleotides long. RefSeq lists its product as uncharacterized. Gene Ontology annotation, molecular function: protein binding; RNA binding. NCBI's taxonomy places the organism in Eukaryota, Fungi, Ascomycota, Dothideomycetes, Pleosporales, Leptosphaeriaceae. The record is from RefSeq and is a predicted model, not a curated record. Gene Ontology annotation, cellular component: catalytic step 2 spliceosome.